Molecule: messenger RNA, 1194 nt
Organism: Ornithodoros turicata
Lineage: Eukaryota; Metazoa; Arthropoda; Arachnida; Ixodida; Argasidae
Product: F-box/LRR-repeat protein 7-like
Exons: 3
Coding region: 120-1184 (354 amino acids)
Biological process (GO): SCF-dependent proteasomal ubiquitin-dependent protein catabolic process
Cellular component (GO): SCF ubiquitin ligase complex
Molecular function (GO): protein binding
Source: RefSeq, a predicted model, not a curated record
UUCAUUUAGCUGCUGAGCGCCGAGCUGAGCUUUGUAAUGGUUGUCCGUUUUAUAAGGUGGUGUUUGUGGGCCCUUCUCCACCAUGUGAUUUUCGCUGUUUUGCUUUGAAAUCCAGUGACAUGACGGCAUUUGACGCUAAUGGAUUACCCGACGUUGUCCUCUUGAAGAUAUUCAAGCUCCUGAAAUUCUCCGAUUUGUGCAAAGCUGGAAGGGUAUGCCAGAGGUGGUACGACCUCUCUCGCAGCCAGGCCCUCUGGACCAGCAUCGAUGCCAGCGAUCCGGAGAUCACCGCCAGCCAGAUGGAGCAGCUGGCCGGACUCCUCACUCCGUCGGUCCAGCGGCUCCAUGUCACCUCGUCGCCGCGUCACUGCAGACUCUUCCUCACUGCCAACGCCCUCCGCGACCUUCGCAGGCGCUGCCCGUUCCUUUCCACCCUCAUCGUGGACAACGCUUCGCUGGCCGUCCUCAACGACUACUCGUCCAUCACUGUGGCAGACCUUCCGCCCACCCUCCGGACUCUGUCCCUUCGACGUUCCUUCUUCCAGGCAGACCGCUUCUUCGCCCUCCUCGCUGUCCAGAACCUUAGCGUGCUCGACCUGAGCUUCUGCUGGUGCGUGUCAGAGUCGGACAUUCCCUUCCUGACGCAGCUUCCCAACCUGCACGAACUCUACCUCGAACAGUGCGAGGCGAUCCGCGACACCGGCAUCGCGCUCAUGGUGAGCCACGGGAGGAACCUGAGGAUCCUCGCCGUGGACGGGACGCGGAUCACGGACGAAGCGCUGCGGACCAUCGCGGAGAACUGCACCGUCCUGGAGAAGCUGUACUUUGGUCGGACAGCGGUGACCGACGUCGGAGUGUCGUAUCUGUGCACCAAGGGCGGCCACCUGCCGCUGCGGGAACUGUGCCUGUUGCAGACGUGCGUGUCGCCCGAGGCGGCCAAGUCGCUGUUGGCGACCUUUCCGCACCUGGGCUGGUUCAACUUCGACCAGCCCGUCGACCGCACGCGGAGGUUCAGUGUGCGCAGGAGGCCCUGGGAGUUCUGGGAGAUCUGCAACCACUUUCUGGAACGUGGUGGCCUGGUCGUGCGUGGAUUUCAGCCUCAGCAGUAUCUGCUCACACAUCAACGCCUGUGGACACAAUGUCACGCUUAUGACUCUUCAAACAAAAAGCAAAAAAAUUUCUAAAUUUCUGGUA